UGCCACUAUAUCUAAUAAUUUUGAUGUCGUGAUUUGGGCUGUGGCUUCUAAAGAUUUGAAACUCUAGAAGAUUCAAGAGCAGAUUUGGGAAAAAAUUGGCAUUUCUGAUGAGAAAUGGAAAAAGAAAAGCUUCCGUGAGAAAGCGGAUGACAUAUUCCAUGUACUGAGCAAAAAGAAAUUUGUAUUAUUGUUAGAUGACAUAUGGCAGCGUGUUGACCUUGAAGAAAUUGGGGUUCCUUUUCCUACAAGACAAAACAUAUGCAAGAUAGUAUUCACAACACGCUCUUACAAAGUAGGCAGCCAAAUGAAAUCUGAAAAGAUGAUAGAAGUGAAACCUUUGGAUUGGGAAGAAGCUUGGCCAUUGUUUCAAAAGAAGGUUGGGGAUAUUGAUCUUGAUAUUGUUCCUCUGGCUCAAGAUGUUGCCAAAGAGUGUAGAGGAUUGCCAAUCGCUCUCAUUACCAUUGGUAGAGCCAUGGCCAGUAGAAUUACAAGGGAAGAAUGGAAGCAUGCUCUUAAGGCACUAAGAAGUUCUGCCUCAAGCCUACCAGUAAUGGAGGAUGAGGUAUUUCAAGAUAUGGAGGUUGAGUUAUUUGUACGAUUGAAAUUUAGUUAUGAUAGUCUGAGUAGUGAUAAAGUUAAAUCUUGUUUCUUAUAUUGUUCCUUGUUUCCGGAAGACUUUGAAAUUCCCAAACGUGAAUUGGUAGAUUAUUGGAUUUGUGAGAAUUAUGGUGAUCGCAAUGAAUCAUAUUCUAUAAUCGGUUCACUUGUUGGGGCAUGUUUAUUGGAAGAGCAAGGCAAACGUGUGAAAAUGCAUGAUGUAAUUCUUGACAUGGCUCUGUGGAUAGCCUGUAAAUGUGAAAAGAAAAGCACAAGUUUUUUGUGGAAGCGGAUGCCCAAUUAACUCAAGUAUCAGAGGUUGGAAAAUGGGAAGGAUCAAAACGGAUGUCCUUGAUGGCAAACUCCUUUGAAAGAAUCCAUGAAGUUCCUAGAUGUCCUAAUCUCUUGACUUUAUUUCUAAGCGAUAAUCAUCUUAAGGGAGAUCGGUGAUGGUUUCUUUCGAUUUAUGGAUAUACUAAAUGUUCUAGACCUCUCAGGCACUGGUAUGAGGGAAU
Molecule: messenger RNA, 1112 nt
Organism: Hevea brasiliensis (rubber tree)
Lineage: Eukaryota; Viridiplantae; Streptophyta; Magnoliopsida; Malpighiales; Euphorbiaceae
Product: probable disease resistance protein At1g15890
Exons: 1
Coding region: 305-901 (198 amino acids)
Biological process (GO): defense response to other organism
Molecular function (GO): ADP binding
Source: RefSeq, a predicted model, not a curated record